Molecule: messenger RNA, 1859 nt
Organism: Exophiala oligosperma
Lineage: Eukaryota; Fungi; Ascomycota; Eurotiomycetes; Chaetothyriales; Herpotrichiellaceae
Exons: 4
Coding region: 56-1852 (598 amino acids)
Source: RefSeq, a predicted model, not a curated record
UUGUCUGCUCUUGAUUGACCUGGAAGGCACAAAGUCAAAAGCAAUACUUCUCCAGAUGAAAGCAUCUGUUCUCUCCACCGUCGCAGCCUUGCUGUGUACGGCAAAUUCCCUGUCCACUGUCCAGGGGACGGCGUCUCUGCUGGAACUUGAUGCGCCUUACCUGUCCGACAACAGUCUUUACUUCCCGCAGAAUGCAGGUGCCUGGGAGAACCCUAACAGCACAGCUUCGGCGAGGGUUUCGGAGCAGGAGAAUCCGUUUUCAAUGGCCGAAUGCUACGGUGUAGACUUGGAAGAGGCAACCAUUGAUCAAAUGCAGGGAUGGAUGGGCAGCGGGAAACUGACUUCCAGACAACUGGUCCAAUGCUACCUCGGUCAUAUCCUGCAGCUGAACGAAUACGUCAAUGCUAUCCUAGAAAUCAAUCCAGAUGUGCUAAUGAUUGCGGACCAGCUCGACGCUGAACGCGCCAAUGGCACUGUCCGCGGUCCUCUUCACGGCAUUCCGUUUGUCGUCAAGGACAAUAUCGCCACCAAGGACAAAAUGGAAACGACUGCCGGCUCCUACGCUCUUCUGGGCUCCAUUGUCCCUCGCGAUGCGCACGUCGUCAAGCUACUCCGCGAGAAAGGUGCCGUCUUGUUAGGCAAAUCCACGCUCGACGAGUGGGCCAGUAUGCGAACCAAUUCGAAGUCCUCAGGAUACUCGGCCCGCGGAGGCCAGUCUCGUAACGCGUUCAACCUGUCCACCGCACCGGGUGGCUCGUCGUCUGGCUCCUGCCAGGCCGUAACCUCCAACAUGGUCCCCAUCAGUUUUGGCACCGAAACCGACGGUUCUGUGAUCGGUCCAGCCCGUCGCGCAUCCCUGAUCGGCUUCAAGCCUACCGUAGGCCUGACCUCUCGCGCCGGCGUCGUCCCCGAGUCCAUCCUCCAAGACACGGUGGGCAGCCUCGGCCGCACGUUCAAAGACGCCAUCUACGCUCUCGAAGGCAUCGUCGGUGUCGACCCCCGGGACAACUACACCUCGGCCCAACAAGGAUCCCCCAAAGACGGCAAUUACACGCAGUUCCUCGCCAACAAGGACGCCCUCAAAGGGGCCACGUUCGGCCUCCCGUGGUUGUCCCUGUGGAACCAGACGGGAAACAAGGCAGACCUGUCACAACUCUUGCGAGUGGUCGACCGACUGAGAGCGGCCGGGGCGACCAUAAUCAACGGAACCGAGUUCCCUCACUACAAGGACAUCCUCAGUCCUUCGGGUUGGGACUGGUCGUUCGGGCCCUCGCCGUUGUUGAAUGCUGGGUAUCGAGUCAAUGUGGAUUUCUACAACAACAUUCGUGACUACCUGUCGGAGCUCAACAACACGAACCUGAGGUCCGUCGAGGACCUGAUCGCCUACAACGUCGAAUACACCGGUGUCGAGGGUGGGAUCCCCGGCACCGUCGCGGGCUUCAAGUCGGGCCAGGACGCGUUCCUUGACAGUGCCGCCACGAAAGGUGAAAUGAACAGCUCGUACUAUGACUGUCUUGCGUACCUGGACAGGGUGUCUAGGACAGAAGGUAUCGACGCGGCCUUGUCGUACAAGUACCCGAAUGGCACGGAGAUCAAAGUUGAUGCUCUCCUUGUCCCGUCGGGAUCUGGAUCGACGAAUUUACCUGCUACGGCUGGGUAUCCAAUGGUGACAAUGCCAAUCGGGCUCAACGCGCACAAUGUUCCAGUGGGUAUCGCCUUGAUCGGAACAGCGUGGAGUGAACGCACCUUGAUCCGAUAUGGUAGUGCCGUGGACGACUUGAUCCGGGGAAGGAAGAAGCCUCAGUUUAUCGAGUGGUGGAGCAAGUUGGUGCCUGUGGAUUACUCGCUAUAGAUUAGAC